AUGAUGAGCGUAUUACGAACCCACUUGCUUUCAUCUUCCAUGAGCCGGGCAGCGAUACUUCGUAAUCCCUCGUGUGCUCGCAUGUUUUCGUCCACUAUUAGGAUGUGCCGUGAUGAAACGUGGCUCAAGCGUGGACCUGUGACGUACCAAGAACUCAAGCCUUACACGGAGACACCCAGCGGUCACAUUACGCUCAUUGAUGUGCGUGAGCCCAAUGAAGUCUCACAAGGUAUGAUCCCUGCUUCUGUCAAUGUCCCGCUGUCUGAAUUUAAGGCCGCUUUCAACCCAGAGAACGAUGCUCCUGCCUCAACAGACUUUGAGCGCAAGUAUUCAUUUCCACGUCCCAAGUUUAACGACCCUAUCAUUUUUUACUGCCGAAGUGGACGUCGUAGUCAACAGGCUUUGGAAGAAGCUCAGAAGCAUGGAUGGUGGAAUACGCGCAACUAUACAGGCUCGUGGAUCGACUGGGUCGCUCAGGAACAAUCGAACAAAAAGGACUCGGACGAAGAUGAAUGA
Molecule: messenger RNA, 516 nt
Organism: Malassezia restricta
Lineage: Eukaryota; Fungi; Basidiomycota; Malasseziomycetes; Malasseziales; Malasseziaceae
Product: Rhodanese-like domain protein
Exons: 1
Coding region: 1-516 (171 amino acids)
Cellular component (GO): mitochondrion
Molecular function (GO): thiosulfate-cyanide sulfurtransferase activity
Source: RefSeq, a predicted model, not a curated record